Messenger RNA from Podarcis lilfordi (Lilford's wall lizard), 1595 nucleotides. The record is from the annotation of a GenBank genome assembly. NCBI's taxonomy places the organism in Eukaryota, Metazoa, Chordata, Lepidosauria, Squamata, Lacertidae.
AUGGGCAGGCUGUAAGUAGGAUUCUUUCCCUUUCUCUUGGUCUCCUGGGGGGGGGGGUGAGUCCUGGGGUCCCCUGCACAGUCUUGGCUCUCUGGAAAUUGACCCGGCCAGUCUUCUCUAGAGAGCUCAGCUCCUCCACACUCUUUCCCUGCCUUCCCCUUUUCUCUCCCCUCUCAUCAUCCACUUUUGUUAGGACGUUCCUAGCCCACUUUCCUCCCAGGAACUCAAAGUGGCCUUCAUGGUUCUCCUUGCCACCAAUUUUUAUCUUGCCAGCAGCCCUGCAAAGUAGGCUAGGCUGGCCCAAGGUCCACCAGGGAGCUCCAUGGCUGAGUGGGGAUUUGAACCAUGCUCUCCCAGCUCCUCCUAGUCCAACCACUACACCUCUGCCUGGCUCCAUCUUGCAUCUCUCCCCCCUUCAUGGGGGUCUUUCUGGUUCCAAGGAAGACUCCACCACCUUCCUCUCUCGGCCCCCCGCACAGACACAAACACCCCCCACCCAUUGGGGCUCCUGAGUUGCUCUCUCCGCCCUGCUCCUCUCUUCUAGGUUCAGGUGGUUCAGGGCCCUGUUCAGCUGCCAGCAGAGGAACAGGGUGGCCCCGCUGCAAGUCCGGGAGGAGCCCGUGGUGAUAGGUGAGCAAGACACUGAAGGGGUAGGGGGCAUCUCAGGGUGCAGUUCUCUGGCUGCCUCCCCCCCCCCCCAGAAAGAGCUGACUUUCCUCCUCUGCUCUCUUCCAGGACAUCUUGGGGCACUUGGAGCGCUUCAGGGAUCAAUCCCUGAGCCUGGCCCUGGCCUUGGAGGCCCUCCUCCAGCUGAGGUGAGGUUUUUUUGGGGGGGAUGGACAGGGUUGUGGGGGUGGGUGGGGGGCAGAACUCCAGGGGGAGCUCCGGGUGGGGAAGAGCAGGCAGGAGGGAGAAGGGGGCAAGGGAGACUCAGAGGAGGCAGCAUCUAACCCUCUCCCCCCUUCAUCUCUGCAGCAUCAUGAGGCCAAAGUUCAACGGCGAUAUGCGCAGUGCCAUCCUGCACAGGACGUUUGAGGCAGUGCUGAAAGGGGCUGAGAAGGUGGAGGACAGAGAAGUAUGUCCUCUGUCUUGACUUCCCUUUGCACAGCUCUUUCUUCUUCUCACACCCUUGCAAUAUUUAACGCAGUGCUCAACCUCUCUUCUCCCUUUUCCCACAGGCACUGAAGCAGCACUUCCAUAGCCUGCUGGGUGGUCCUCCACUUCAGAGAUGGGCCUCACAAUUCUCCACACAACUUUCCAGGCCAACUAGAGGAAAAGAAUGAGAGAACAUGGGAGGUUUGUCCUUAGUCCUCUUUACUUUUCCUGUGAGGCAGCAGCACUGAGGGGCUUUUGGAACAUCCAGAUGCCCAAGAAUUGCACUGCAGAGUCCAUUCUGGUUGUGUGAGGGACCCCAGGAGGGAGCUGUCAGGGAUGGGCAAGCCAAGCCUGGAGUUUGAGGUCGCAGGUGGCCUCCUGAUGCCCGCGGAAGGACCUGACUUUCCUCCUCUUCUCUCUUCCAGGACAUCCUGGGGUGCCUGGGGUGUUUUUACGAGCGCCCCAUAAUCCAAACUUCUCCGACCUCUUCAGUUCAAUAG